This is a messenger RNA of Miscanthus lutarioriparius, 462 nucleotides long. The record is from the annotation of a GenBank genome assembly. Lineage: Eukaryota; Viridiplantae; Streptophyta; Magnoliopsida; Poales; Poaceae.
AUGAUGAGCUGCAUCAGGAGAACUAGUGCAAUGAGUCUUGUUGUAGUUAUCUUGCUCAUCGUCUCCUUGCUCACUAUUCACCUCCCCACCGCCUGUGCUCGCCAAGUUGUCGUGCUAAACCCAAACAAUAAUGGACUGGACAACAGAGGAAAUGAGAACCUCGGCGAGGCGUUGGCGUCCACCGACGACGAUGAUUUAGCUGCCAGCAAGGUACUCCCAGGGCCAGGGCGGAAGCUCGGUGCGCCGAACAAGGAGGGAACCAAAGCCACCGAGGGAGCGACAACGACGACGACUUCCGCAGGCUCACGGCCGCGGACGGUGAAGAUGCGCGCGGCUGCGAAGCACGGCGACGCGGUCACCGAGAUGUACGACAUGCUCAGGAGGGACUACGCGUCCAGGGCGAGCCGCCGCCGGCCGAUCAACAACGGCGCCACGCCGCUGCAGGUGAAUAAGAAGCCCUAG